Cololabis saira (Pacific saury) is the source of this 6533-nucleotide messenger RNA. RefSeq names its product WD repeat-containing protein 37. Gene Ontology annotation, molecular function: protein binding. The coding region runs from base 173 to 1783 and encodes 536 amino acids. The transcript has 16 exons. Gene Ontology annotation, cellular component: preribosome, large subunit precursor. NCBI's taxonomy places the organism in Eukaryota, Metazoa, Chordata, Actinopteri, Beloniformes, Belonidae. The record is from RefSeq and is a predicted model, not a curated record.
GUUAGCGUCGCCGCCGCUGUCAGCUGUCAACACACUUUACACGAUAAUUCUGCAUCAUCAUUGCCCCUUUCUGCAAAAUGAUGGACAGAAUAACAAUCUCCACGACAUCCUGGGAAUAACAGCCUGUUUCUUUUAGACUUUCGGACCGGUUGCGUCAGGUCGGCGCAGAGGGAUGCCGGUGGAGAGCGGCAGCAGCGCUGCUGCCCGCCAGGCUAAGCAGAAGAGGAAGUCUCACAGCCUUUCCAUCCGCAGGACCAACAGCACCGAGCAGGACCGCUCGGGCCUGCAGAGAGACAUGCUGGAAGGACAGUCCUCUGAUAAUCUGGAAUCCUUCGUGAGGAUGGAGGACUCCAAACUGCCUCUGUCCCUGAGGACCAAUCUGCUGGACCUGUUCAGUCAGAUCGAGAGGGAGUUUGAAAACCUCUACUUGGAAAACAUAGAACUACGCAGAGAAAUCGACCAGCUGAAUGACCGUUUGGCUGCAGAGGGACACGCGUUCGAAGGGUCCGAUUUAACCAAAGGAGCUCUGAAAACUAAAGCGAGUCAUAGUACCAGUCAGCUGUCUCAGAAACUGAAAACAACCUACAAGGCUUCCACCAGCAAGCCGCGUUCAAAUUCUUGCCAUGCCAGAGUAGGUGGAUCCCGCAACUUCAGCGUAACCAGCUGGGAGUUGUGGGGUGGAGACUCAUGGAUUGUGUCCAGCUUCAAGGCGACCACGUCCCGAGCCGUUUGUCAGCUGGUCAGAGAGUACGUGAGUCACAGAGACGGGAUCUGGGACCUCAGCGUCACCAGGACCCAACCCGUGGUGCUCGGCACCGCGUCUGCAGAUCACACUGCGAUGCUGUGGAGCAUUGAGACGGGGAAGUGCCUCCUGAAGUAUUUGGGCCAUCAAGGAUCAGUCAACUCCAUCAAGUUCCACCCGACUGAGCAGAUGGCUCUAACAGCCUCCGGAGACCAGACGGCUCACAUCUGGAGGUACAUGGUGCAGCUGCCGACGCCGCAGCCCGUCGCUGACCUCACUCAGACGCCCUGCGAGGACGACCUGGACUUUUCUGACAAAGAUGAGGCGGACGGCGAGCUGGAGGGGCCCAACGACUGCCCCUCCGUCCGGGUCGCGACCACGACGCUGCGCAGCCACCAGGGGGUGGUGAUCGCUGCCGACUGGUUGGUCGGGGGUAAACAGGUCGUGACGGCUUCCUGGGACCGCGCUGCCAAUCUGUACGACGUGGAGACGUCGGAGCUGGUCCACUCGCUUACUGGUCACGACCAGGAGCUCACCCACUGCUGCACCCACCCCACCCAACGCUUGGUGGUCACCUCGUCCAGAGACACCACCUUCAGACUCUGGGACUUCAGAGACCCGUCCAUCCACUCUGUCAACGUCUUCCAGGGACACACCGACACCGUGACGUCGGCCGUGUUCACCGUGGGCGACAACGUGGUGUCUGGCAGCGACGAUCGAACCGUCAAAGUGUGGGACCUGAAGAACAUGAGGUCGCCCAUAGCAACCAUCCGCACGGACUCUGCCGUCAACAGGAUCAGCGUGUCGGUGAACCAGAGGAUCAUCGCUCUCCCUCACGACAAUCGGCAGGUCCGGCUGUUCGACAUGUCCGGCGUCCGACUGGCUCGACUCCCACGAAGCAACAGACAGGGUCACCGCCGCAUGGUCUGCUGCUCCGCCUGGUGUGAAGACAACGCCACCUGCAACCUGUUCACCUGCGGCUUCGACCGGCAGGCCAUCGGCUGGAACAUCAACAUCCCCGCGCUGCUGCAGGAGAAGUGAGGCGGCGGACGGACUCUCCGGUCCCGGUCCGGCGUCGGGCUCCUCCGAGGCUGAAAAGACAGCUGGAAGAGUGUCGUCUCCGUGUCUGUGAAAGCUGCCGCCAUGCCGACGGCUGUCUUCUGAGCUUACGGAGGGAAGCGCCGCCACGUUUGAUGGUUCACCAGAUCCGUCCUGCUCCGGACUGAGAGGCAGGACAGGAAACGGACUUUAGCUCGCCGUCCGUCGCAUCUGUUCCACUCCCGGAAACGCCACCGCUGCACAGCAGACUUGGAUGUUCACCUUCCCAAAGGAAAACGCACCACUUGUUCCACUAAUAGAAAUAAGCACAAAGACAAAAGUCGCCAUUCUCCGUCUGUGAAAGUGAAGACGGGAAGCUUUCGGCUGCAGCUAAAGAUGUAGAUUGCUUGAAUGCUGAUUGAAGCUGCAUCUAACCUGUGCCACUAACAGCAGAUUCCCGUCUCCACGGAGACGGCAGUCUGCUGCUUCCAGGAAAAAAGGUCAACACGUGUUGUUGUGUCUUGGUUUUUGCCGUUGUGUACAUGUCGGGUGUUUCGUCUCCGGUGACUUACAGGAAGUUCAGCGUCUGAACGCGGCUUGGCUUAGCUUCGUUUCGCUCUGUUUGUCGUCUACAGUUUUUCAGAAGUUCACUCGUCCCUGAAGCGAGUCGUGCACUUUUCUUUUUCUUUGAGAGAACCGGUGGCUGUUACAAACUCGUUUCUGGUAUCGUUUUGUGUUGGAUUUGUCCGUAACUUGAAGGUGCUUCGUGUUGCUGCUGUUGCAGCGAUAUUUUAAAGGGAAACUCGCGUUCAGGAGCUGAUAAAAGGUGCCUGAUGGCUGUAAAAUUAAAAUAAAGAAGCAUUUGACGGCCUGCAUAUUUAGCAGUAUGUAAUAGAUACUUGAUUGUCAUCUUCCUGUGAAAUCCUUUGAAGGUUAAGAAAGCUCACUUUUAUCUUAAAUGUUACUGCAGACGGAUAUUUAACCCCUAGAGAUUUCUGAAUCCACUCAGACUUGAGGCCUGCCGUUAAAAUGUCGUUUGUUCAAAUCUGUUCACUAAAAGCUUUUAUUUCUCAUCUUCUGAACCAACGACCAACAUGACAUGAAACUUUCGUCUUGUGAUAUUUUGAAGAAACUGUAGUAGAGGAUCUUAACGCGUGUUUCGUGCGUCACUCCGGGGUUAAGAUGUAAAUGCAAACAUGUUUUAAUGAGGUCAUAAAGGGCAGUUUUAAAGUGGUUUCCACUCAAACCUUCACAGAGAAACCCGGGGAAACCAAGUGAGGUCAUCAACGAGGGCGGGGCCUCGAGUCUCUUCAGACGUAGAUGUUAGAUCUGAAACCCCGCCCACAUUUCUGAUGCCACGGCUUAUUGUCCAAUCAGGAGGCUGCAGUGUUGCCGGUGAGUUCUGCUCUCCUCGCGUGAACCCACGAACCACAACUUUAAAGACGGGAUCCUCAGAUUGAUCAGGUGAUCCAGAUGUUUCCACAGAUGUCCAACAGGAUGUAGAUCAGGGGCCGGAUUCACCAAUAUGUUCUUAAGAACUAUCUUAACAAAUGUCUUAAGAUCUAAAAUUAAGAAGUUCAUAAGAAAGUUAAGUGAAGUGAAAUUCCUCAAUAUUUUCUUAAGAACCGUCUUAAGAACUGUCAUUUCUUACGAAUUUCUUAUUUUUCCUACUUAAGAACUUCUUAAAAUAUGUCAUUGCAUUGCACGCGCCAACAAACAACAUUUAUACAGGUAGUUUGGGUCUUAACCGUCAGUCACUAAACAUGGAGAAGGAGAAAAAGAGAUGCAGGAACUUUUCAAGGUUAUGGUGGAUGAGAUUAAUGUGCGAAAAAAAAUACUAUUGGGGAAAAUUAAUAAUAAUUAACUACCACGCUAACUAACAUGCUAACAAACAGUUAACAGGCUCUUUGUGUAAUUAAUUACAAAGUAUAUCCUCAAACUCAGACCUACUAGUCUAAACUUGUCUAAAAUGUGUUGAAAAAGGUGAUAUUAGAGUUUUACCUUUUCACAGAAUACAUUUCAAGACAGGUCAAGGUUGUCUUAAAGUUAAGAAAAAAGUCAAGAACAAAUUUGAGAACUUUUAUUUCAAGAAUACCAUUUAUUCUUAAGUUUGUUCUUAAGAAAAAACUUAAGAAGAAAGUUGAGAAAAUACUAAGAACUUUUUUGGAGAAUAUGACUUCUUCUCUUUUUUCUUCUUAAGACUGAACUUAAGAAAAAAAUGACACUUAAGAAGAUUUUUUUUCUUAAGAAUGUUUUGUGAAUCCGGCCCCAGGACUCUAUUCCCGUGUUUGGUUCUGGGUUGGUUCUAGUGGAGGGUUUUGGGCCGUUGUCCUGUUGGAGGACUCAUGACCUGUGACAUCGCCGGUUUUCCUCUUGUGUCCACGUGCAGCGAGGUUUUCUUCAGUCCUCUGGAGCCUGAACUCCACCUGUCGUCUCAGAAACAUCCGGCUGCUCGGAGACGGUCUUCACCUUCACCUUCAACACGCUCGUCUGGAGUCUCAUUGUUACUUUGCUCCGUUUCAACUUCUUCUGGUUUUCUGUCCAUGUAAAACCCGACACGGCUUUGUUACCGGACAGGAGACACAUCAACACUGAAACAUGUGACAUCCAGGAGUGUUUUCGGCAGAGAAUCGUGUUUAGCCGCGUGCGUUACUUUGGUUUACGCCGAUUAUGUAAGAAAAAAAGAUUCCAGGCUGCAACAAAGGGAAUAAAGAAAGAGACGGGUGUGAAGCUCUAACAUGGGUGAAACUGCUAUAUUCCUUCUCUUUCUUUCUAGAUAUCGGCAGUGUCUAAACAGUGUUUAAACGUAGUUUUGUCGUGGUUCUCCGGACUCGCUCACUAACUCGUGUUGGUUCAGACGUUGACGCAGACAUCGGCGUCUUCACUGGGUACAGACGCGCUCUGGUGGACGUUCACGGCUGCUGUUGGUGAGCGUUGGGCUGCAGGACUAAAGAAACCUCUGGAAACAUGAAAGAUCAAUAACUUCUGGAUUGAAUAAAUCAGUCAAACUAAAAACGCUGCUCUGCUUGUCAAAAGGGAAACCUGCAAACCUGCUUUAACUUUAAAACCGCAAUAUUUCUGUGAUUUAAACUGUAAAAUAUAAAAGUCUGUCCGUCUAGUGACGACUCGGCAGCAGCUGUUUUAUUAUUAGCCUUUAUAACUUGAUAAUGUUGCAUUUAGUGUUUUAUUUAGUAUGAAUCUGUUUUGUUGCUCGAUGACUGACGUCUCAUCUGUUUUUACUUUUGUGUAAAACUGAGUUCAUGUUGUCAUUUAUGACGGGAAUUAAAGGUUUAUGGUCCAAAUCCAGACGGCUCGUCCUGCGUCAGACUCUCCCAUCGUGUGAAUUUUAAAACUUGAUCGACUGCGAACAAAAUCUUAUCAGUAAAAACCAAAUCUUGAAGUGUUUUUGCUGUUUGGAAAUGUUGGAGAAACAAGUCAGGGACCUUAGACAAACAAUUUAAUUAACUGCUUGUUAUUGGAGAAAAAAUACAAUUUCAGGAAAUAUAACCAGUACUGGAGUUGAGGGGGGAUGAGGGGGGAUGGCAUCCCCCCUGAAAUAAAAACGGUCAAAAUCAUCCCCCUGUAAAACUGCCAUCCCUCCUUUCCAUCCCUUAUGUCAUUUCAUCAAUGAAUGUGGAUUUACUGCUAUUUCAACUUUUAGAGUCAUCACCAGCAAAAUAACACCAGAAAAAUAACUUAUUUGACAAUUUUCACCUGUUUCAAGUAAAUUUUCACUUGAAAUAAAUAGGAAAAUCUGCCAAUAGGACAAUAUUUUUCUUCUCAUUACAAGCAAUACAAUCUUGUUCCACAUGCAGAUUUGUCUACUUAUUUUAAGUGAAAAUCUACUUGAAACAGGAGAAAAUUGUUGUUUUUUCCAGUGAUGAGUCUUGUUUUAAGUGUAAUGAGAUUUUUUUUACUAAAAUGAGACAUUUUAACUAGAAAUAAGACAAAUAUUCUUGUUAUGAUUUUGAGUUUUUGCAGUGAUCCAUUUUACUUAUCCUGUGAAGGACAGAGUCAUAUUGAUAAGUUCAGAAAAGUGUUUUUUAUUGUUGUGUUUUGAUGUAUUUGAUGUAAGCCCAGUGGAUAUUUAAAGUUUACAGAAGGCUGCAUUUAACUGCUGCUAUGUCAUUCCUGCAGUAUUUCUGCAGGUGUUUUGGUCAGUGCUAUUGUUUGUAAUAUAUUAUAUUAUUUGUAAUCAGCACAAAUUAUCUGUCCCCAUAUGAUAAAAUCCACCAUCCCCCCUGAUUUUUUCUUACAACUCGAGUACUGAAUAUAACUAUAAAAGCAACCUCAGAAGAAGAUCUCCUACACUACCUUUAAAUCUGAUGUUCACAUGACAACUCACACGAGGGCAGUCCUGCAGACAUCCCUUUUUGUGAAUAAAAACGAGAAGCUCCUCAAAAGGCGUCUUGAGCAGGUUUUUCUUCUCUUGAAUUCACUGAGCCACUUUUCUGAGUCUUGACUCACAACUUUCAGCCGAAUGUUCAGUUGAAUCUCUCACAGAAAGACCAGAUCACACACGCACUGGCCGAGCAUCGUCCAUCUGGAGUCCGACACGUGUGGAGUCUGAGAGGUCGUGGCUGCUCGGUGUUGACAGUGUUUUGUUGUCGAGGUAGAACAGAAAGAAAAACACUAAAGUGAAAACUUCUCAAAUGUGUGGAUGUGUGGAGGGAACAAGCGCCCACUUGUGGAAUAAAAAAUAAACAGUUUGUGCUGUUUGAUGACGUUCAACUUGGCUGGUUUUUGAACAUUA